Acanthosepion pharaonis is the source of this 660-nucleotide messenger RNA. Lineage: Eukaryota; Metazoa; Mollusca; Cephalopoda; Sepiida; Sepiidae. The record is from the annotation of a GenBank genome assembly.
AUGCCCACUUUCUUCACUCUUUCUCCCUAUUCCCCCUCUUGCUCCCCAUCUCACUCUCUCUUCCUCUCACUCUCUCUUCCUCUCUCGCUCUCUUCCUCUCACUCUCUCUUCCUCUCUCGCUCUCUUCCUCUCUCGCUCUCUUCCUCUCUCGCUCUCUUCCUCUCUCGCUCUCUUCCUCUCUCGCUCUCUUCUCUUCUCUCUUCCUCUCUCUCUCUUCUCUCUCUCUCUUCCUCUCUCUCUCUCUCCCUCCCUCUCUCUUCCUCUCCCUCUCGCUCUUUUUCCUCUCUUUUUCCUCCUCUCUCUCUUUUUCCUCUCUCUCUCUUUUUUUUUCCUCUCUCUCUCUCUCCCAUCCCUCUCUCUCUUUUUUCCUCACUCUCUCUCUCCCAUCCCUCUCGCUCUUUUUUUCCUCACUCUCUCUCUCUCCCAUCCCUCUCGCUCUUUUUUUCCUCACUCUCUCUCUCCCAUCCCUCUCGCUCUUUUUUUCCUCACUCUCUCUCUCCCAUCCCUCUCGCUCUUUUUUUCCUCACUCUCUCUCUCCCAUCCCUCUCGCUCUUUUUUUCCUCACUCUCGCGUUUUCUGAAGAGUGAAGAAAGUGAUCUCCCUCUUUCUUCACUCUCCCUUCCAUCAAUUCUGUAUCUGGGUCGCUUGCAAAAAAAUUGA